AUCAUCCAUCCGCAUCUAACGCGGUAUUUUCGGAACCCAGGUUUCCCAAUCAUAUCCCUGCCACCAAAAAGAUUUUAGAUUGGCGAACCAGUUCCGUUCCGAAGUAGAACCGGGUGUGUCUCGCACUUCCACCUCCACUCAACCAUCCACAACCGGCCCAAUUCGUUCAUUUCGCUCUCUCCAGAUCUGCUUUCGUGGCAGCUAGAUUGUCACGAUGCAGGCCUUCCGACGACCUCUGAGCUCCGCUCUGCGAAAGGCCGCUUGUCGGCAGGGCUAUUCGACGGGGUCUUCCCAAUAUGCCGAGACUAUCAAGAACCUCCGCAUCAAUGGCGACACUAAGGUUCUCUAUCAGGGGUUUACAGGAAGGCAGGGGACAUUCCAUGCCCAGCAAGCCAUCGAGUACGGCACCAAUGUUGUCGGUGGCACGAACCCCAAGAAGGCGGGCACACAGCAUCUCGGCAAGCCAGUAUUUGCGACCGUAGACGAAGCGAUCAAAGAAACUGGAGCCACUGCAUCUGCCAUCUUCGUGCCCCCACCGCUUGCGGCAAAGAGCAUCGAGGAAGCGAUUAGUGCGGAGGUACCGCUGGUUGUGACGAUUACGGAAGGUAUCCCACAACAUGAUAUGGUUCGCAUCACGGAUAUGCUCAAGUCGCAGAGCAAGACCCGCAUGGUUGGCCCCAACUGCCCCGGUAUCAUUGCUCCAGGCCAAUGCAAAAUCGGAAUCAUGCCCGGCUUCAUCCACAAGCGCGGUCGCGUCGGCAUUGUCUCCCGCUCCGGCACUCUGACCUACGAGGCCGUCAACCAGACGACCCAAGCCGGACUUGGACAGUCGCUCGUCGUCGGUAUCGGAGGCGACCCCUUCUCUGGCACCAACUUCAUCGACUGCCUGAAAGUGUUCUUGCAGGAUGAAGAGACCGACGGCAUUAUCAUGAUUGGCGAGAUCGGUGGCUCGGCAGAGGAAGAUGCGGCGGAUUUUCUGAAGGCUAACAACACGCAGAACAAGCCUGUUGUUAGUUUCAUUGCUGGUAUUUCUGCGCCGCCAGGUAGGAGAAUGGGCCACGCUGGUGCCAUCGUCAGCGGCGGCAAAGGCGACGCCCACUCCAAGAUCAACGCCCUGGAAGCCGCGGGCGUCAUCGUUGAGCGCAGCCCCGCCUCUCUGGGCAAGACUCUGUAUGAUCAAUUUGUAAAGCAGGACUUGAUAUAAUGUCGUCGCCACUACCGGCGGGUGAAAUAGAAGGAUGCUUUCUGGGUUGAUCUCUAU
Molecule: messenger RNA, 1261 nt
Organism: Lindgomyces ingoldianus
Lineage: Eukaryota; Fungi; Ascomycota; Dothideomycetes; Pleosporales; Lindgomycetaceae
Product: alpha subunit of succinyl-CoA ligase
Exons: 8
Coding region: 215-1204 (329 amino acids)
Biological process (GO): tricarboxylic acid cycle
Cellular component (GO): succinate-CoA ligase complex (ADP-forming); mitochondrion
Molecular function (GO): succinate-CoA ligase (GDP-forming) activity; succinate-CoA ligase (ADP-forming) activity
Source: RefSeq, a predicted model, not a curated record